This is a messenger RNA of Symphalangus syndactylus (siamang), 705 nucleotides long. Its product is annotated as ATP-binding cassette sub-family C member 6-like. The record is from RefSeq and is a predicted model, not a curated record. NCBI's taxonomy places the organism in Eukaryota, Metazoa, Chordata, Mammalia, Primates, Hylobatidae.
AGACGCUGGGAUCCACGACGACAGAAGGCGCCCAUGGCCGCGCCUGCUGAGCCCUGCGCGGGGCAGGGGGUCUGGAACCAGACAGAGCCUGAACCUGCUGCCACCAGCCUGCUGAGCCUGUGCUUCCUGAGAACAGCAGGGGUCUGGGUGCCCCCCAUGUACCUCUGGGUCCUUGGUCCCAUCUACCUCCUCUUCAUCCACCACCAUGGCCGGGGCUACCUCCGGAUGUCCCCACUCUUCAAAGCCAAGAUGGUAGCUGCCAUCCCUGGGAGCCUGGAACCAGGCAAUGGUGGGGGAGGCAGGGGACAGGCUGGAACCUGGUGAAGUCUUAAAUUAGACUCCUAUCAGGGUGUAAAAGGGAAUCCGUUAAUCAAACAGAGCAAUAUUAGAGAGGCUACAGAGGUCAAUUCAAUGGAACACGGUUCUCCCAAACAGAUUUUGUAAUUCCGAAAAUCCAUGCAUGCACAAACACACACAUACACUCCCAUGUUCCUGGACAGGUUAUAGCUACCAUAACCUGGCAUUUUCCAAAACAUACCAUGUAGACUCUUGGAUACACAAGGUAAUUUCAGGGCCAUAUUAGGAUGAACCUUUUAAAAAGUUAUGCAUUUAUUUUUAUGUUCCCCCACUGGCUGUAUUAUAGGACAAUUUUUAUAUGUGAUAUAUAUUUACUUUAGCGUGUUAAAUAAACACUGGCAUUCCAAG